Penicillium subrubescens is the source of this 333-nucleotide messenger RNA. RefSeq names its product CVNH domain-containing protein. Bases 1 to 333 code for a protein of 110 amino acids. Lineage: Eukaryota; Fungi; Ascomycota; Eurotiomycetes; Eurotiales; Aspergillaceae. The record is from RefSeq and is a predicted model, not a curated record. The transcript has 2 exons.
AUGGGGUUUCACAGGUCGUCCAUGAAUAUUGAGCUCAAGGAGGGCCAUAUCCUCACUGCAUACUGCGCCCGUCCAUCCGGGGAUGCCUGCUAUUCGGAAUUGGAUUUGAACGAAUUCCUCGGGGUCAGGAAGGGUAAACUCGCAUGGGGCUCCUCCGAUUUCUCCAAAUCCGCGGACAACAUCCACCUUGAAUGGGAGGGAGACAGCAAGCCCAAGAACCCGAUCCUCCGUGCCGAGCUAAUGGAUGGCAAUGAGAACCACGAUUCGUGUGUGAAUUUGGCGGAAUGCAUCAAGAACGAGGACGGACGUCUGCGAUUCAUGGAAUGUUUCUAA